Molecule: messenger RNA, 228 nt
Organism: Penicillium chermesinum
Lineage: Eukaryota; Fungi; Ascomycota; Eurotiomycetes; Eurotiales; Aspergillaceae
Exons: 1
Coding region: 1-228 (75 amino acids)
Source: RefSeq, a predicted model, not a curated record
AUGUGGCAAGAUGUGCUUCUUCUUGUCCGGGAAUUGAAGUACCGAGUCAUGUCGUUGGCGCUGAUCGGUAUUCUCAAUACCCUUGGGUUCUGCCAAGUCAAUUGCACACUUGGACUGGAAAAGGGCAACGUAUUCAGUCGGCGACCCCACUACGAAGACUCCGAUAACUACUUCGUCCUAAUAUCCGUUAUGGUACUCCGUCUAGGGUCCUACGUGGAUCGUGUCUAG